GUGACACCCUCCCGUGUCAGCUGAACGAUAACGAGAGAGACCCAACCCAGAGAAACUUAACAUAGUAACCUAACUAACUCUACAGAAGAGACCGAACAUCUCAGGAUGACAGCAGCCCGUGGUCCUCAGUCCUCCUAUAAGAAGUAUUUUGGUGGGGAAAGGAACAUGAGCCACUCGUCCUCCUACCCCUCCAGCCGCCAGCUGUACUCCAACCCGGUGACGGUGCGCUCCUCUCGGGUCUCUUUCGGCCUGUCCUCCGCCGCUCCGGGGGUCUACGCAACCAGGACCCAGCGGCUCCGCAGCAGCGCCCCGAUGCCCCGGCUGUCCUCCGAAACCCUGAACUUCUCUCUGUCCGACGCCGUGAACUCCGAGUUCAAGACCAACCGGACCAACGAGAAGGCUCAGAUGCAGUCGCUCAACGACCGCUUCGCGAGCUAUAUCGAGAAGGUCCGGUUCCUCGAGCAGCAGAAUAAGAUCCUGCAGGCAGAGCUCGAGCAGCUACGAGGGAAGGGCACGUCCCGAUCCCGCAUCGGGGACCUGUACGAGGACGAGAUGCGCGAGCUGCGGCGACAGGUGGACCAGCUGACGAACGAGAAGGCGCGAGUGGAAGUGCACCGGGACAACCUGUCUGAUGAUAUAGACCGGCUCAGAGAGAAACUGCAGGAGGAGAUGAUGCAGCGUGAGGAAUCUGAGAGUACCAUGCAGAGCUUCAGAGGGGAUGUGGACAACGCAGCUCUGUCUCGUCUAGACCUGGAGAGGAAGGUGGAGUCGCUUCAGGAGGAGAUCAACUUCCUGAAGAAACUACACGAUGAGGAGCUGUUGGAGCUGCAGUCUCAGGUGCAGGUGUCGCAGCAGGUGCAGAUGGACAUUGAUGUGGUGAAGCCAGACCUGACGGGUGCUCUCAGGGACGUCCGCUCUCAGUACGAGAACCUGGCCUCCAAGAACAUGCAGGAGUCAGACGACUGGUACAAGUCUAAGUUUGCUGACCUGACUGAUUCUGCAGCCCGUAACAACGAGUCUCUACGGAUUGCUAAGCAGGAGGCUAAUGACUACAGACGCCAGGUGCAGGCACUCACCUGUGAGAUCGAUGCCCUGAAGGGAAGCAAUGAGUCUAUGGAGCGGCAGAUGAGGGAGAUGGAGGAGAACUUCAGUAUGGAGUCGUCUGGUUACCAGGACAACGUCAGUGGUCUGGAGGAGGACAUUAGGAACAUGAAGGAUGAGAUGGCCAGACACCUCAGAGAAUACCAAGAUCUCCUCAAUGUCAAGAUGGCCCUGGACAUAGAGAUAGCUACCUACAGGAAACUACUGGAGGGAGAGGAGAGCAGAAUCACCUCUCCAUUGCCAAACUUCUCCUCCUUAAACCUCAGAGAAACCAUGAUGGAUUCCAGACCCAUGGUUGAAACAACAAUGUCCAAAAAGGUUCUGAUCAAGACGAUCGAGACCAGAGAUGGACAGGUGAUCAAUGAGUCCAUGAACCAUGACGACCCCAUCGAUGUCUUCAACUAGAGACCAGCCAUCUACAACACAGAAAAACAUAGAUGAUAUUUGUAUCUAGAUUCUUUUUCUAUAACCCGCAGCCAUAAACAAUAUAUCUGUCUGUUAUAUAUCUUGAUUAUGUUUCUGGACCAUUCCCCCAGACAGGACCACCUACCCACGGUAAACACCCUGACAGGACCACCUACCCACGGUAAACACCCUGACAGGACUACCUACCCACGGUAAACACCCUGACAGGACUACCUACCCACGGUAAACACCCUGACAGGACUACCUACCCACGGUAAACAACCUGACAGGACUACCUACCCACGGUAAACACCUUGACAGGACUACCUACCCACGGUAAACAACCUGACAGGACUACCUACCCACGGUAAACACCCUGACAGGACUACCUACCCACGGUAA
Oncorhynchus masou masou (cherry salmon) is the source of this 1908-nucleotide messenger RNA. RefSeq names its product vimentin A2-like. Gene Ontology annotation, molecular function: structural constituent of cytoskeleton. Gene Ontology annotation, cellular component: cytoplasm; intermediate filament; axon. The transcript has 9 exons. Gene Ontology annotation, biological process: intermediate filament organization. NCBI's taxonomy places the organism in Eukaryota, Metazoa, Chordata, Actinopteri, Salmoniformes, Salmonidae. Bases 106 to 1506 code for a protein of 466 amino acids. The record is from RefSeq and is a predicted model, not a curated record.